UGAAAAAAAAAAAGAAUUUGAUUCUAUCAAUAAGCUGAGAGAAGUUUGGUGCCACAAACACCAUCACUACUCACUAGCUUCGAGAGCUCUUAUGGUUCAUCUUCAACCUCCGUCCACCUCCUAAUCAUGGCGGUUUCACUCAAUUCCGUCGUCUCCUUUAACUCUGUCUCUGGAUCCUCCAUUAGAUAUCCUGUUCCGAAAAUUGGCCAUGUUUCAGCUCCCUUUUCCCUUAUCAAAUCAAGGCAAACCAUUAGUUUAAACAGAAGGCACCUACAUCUAUCAGUUGCAGAGAGUGACCGUAUAGUUACAGAUCGCGGUGAGAGUUCAAAUCCUGAAGAUUCUUCUCCUAAUCCUGCUCAAUCAGAAAUAAGUGUUGCGGAUGACUCAAAACAGGAAAACAAGAUACCCUCAUCUGCUGAUGUGCAAUCAAUACAGAAGAAAGCACCACUAACUGCAAGAGAAAGACUGAGGGCGGCAAGGGUUCUGAGCCGUUAUUCAGAUUCCAAGCCUGCUAAAUCAGAAAUUGGGCGCAGUGUAUUGGAUGCUUUGAGAGAGAGUGAGAAAGGAAAGAAGGGUCUUCCACAAGCCCCUACUAACCUGUUUGAUGACAGUAAGCGGGGAAUGCCUAAGGCAGGCCUGACGUUCGACUUCCCUGGAGGUCUCGAUUUGUUUCUGAUUGCCUUCUCUUUUAUUUUUAUCAGCUCAGUUAUGUUUGCAACCACAUACAUUGUUUGGAAAGUCGGCGCUAUACAUUACAAUGAAUUCUGAUACACUAUAACCGCCAUCAAGGAGUAUUACUUCGGUAAUCUUUUAUUGUAUACUGGGAAUGCAGAAAUCAUAGUUAAAUGAGGCUCUUUACUACUGUAUUUAGGUACUGAAUACAUACAGAUGUAUAUGAUUCUACAAUGCUUUAAGUAGAACUCGAAACCAACUAGUACUUCUCGCUUGCUA
This is a messenger RNA of Chenopodium quinoa (quinoa), 951 nucleotides long. RefSeq lists its product as uncharacterized. The coding region runs from base 127 to 768 and encodes 213 amino acids. Gene Ontology annotation, cellular component: chloroplast thylakoid membrane. The record is from RefSeq and is a predicted model, not a curated record. NCBI's taxonomy places the organism in Eukaryota, Viridiplantae, Streptophyta, Magnoliopsida, Caryophyllales, Amaranthaceae. The transcript is spliced from 2 exons.